AGAAUUCCACGACAGUCAAGUCUUUUCCUAUUUGUUUCAUUUCAGCCCCCACUACUUUCUCUCACCGUCACCAUUUUCCGAUUCUACAGUGUCUUUUUCAGUCCAAACUCUGCAAAAUCAGUCAAAUCUCCAUUAAUGCUCUAGUCAAACCUCACUGCCCCUCAUAUGCUUCAAUGGGGUUAUAAUUCACUUCAACAACAACAAGUAAUCAACAAUCACUAAACCCUAUAAUCAGCUACUUAGUUUCUCCAAAGAUGGUAUUUAAAGGUAGAUUUUUUUCAUCAAAGAAAUCCGACCCGUCAAGUCCAGAUGGAUCCUCCAACAACAACAGUCCAAGAUCCAUCGGGUCAAAUUCCCCGAUCCGAUCCGAUAAGAAGAAACCAAAAUCAGCUUCAACUUCAACUUCCAAUUCUCCAAUCACUCCAUCUUCAAUUUCACCAUCUGCUAAGAAAAAAGAUGUUAAAGGUAAAGAAAGUCCGAACCCGAACCCGACCCGUGACCCGGAAGUGAGACCCACAUCUGUGACAGUAUCACCCAUAGUAGCAUCAUCAUUGGGGUUAAAUAAGAUAAAGACUCGAUCUGGGCCGUUACCACAAGAGAGUUUUUUUGGGUAUGCUAGUAGAGAUAAGGGGAAUUUAAUAGGUGCUAGUAAUUUGUCAAAGAAUGUAGGGCCUGUUUUGAGGAAGAAGGAAAAUGUAGAUAAUAAUGGGAGUAAUUCGGAUAGUAUGUUGAACGAGAGUGGUCGUUCGAGGGAUCAAAGCCCGCGUUUACCUGGCCCGUCGAGGUUGCAGAAUGGUGAAUCAUCGUCCGAAGCAGGCCGAUUCAGUUCAUCUUGGGGCUAUUCUGGAGGUCUGAGGAGCUCAGAUGCUCAUACUCCAGAAUUGAAGACAUCUUUAGAAUGCGACAACCCAAAGGAGUCUGAAUCACCGCGCUUUCAAGCUUUACUCCGGGUGACUAGUGCUCCUAGGAAAAGGUUCCCCACAGAUAUAAAAAGUUUUUCACAUGAACUAAAUUCCAAAGGUGUACGGCCUUUUCCACUCUGGAAACCUCGAGGUUUAAAUAAUUUGGAGGAGGUUUUAACGAUGAUUAGGGCAAAGUUUGACAAAGCAAAGGAGGAAGUGGAUAAUGAUUUGCGUGUUUUCGCAGCAGAUCUGGUUGGAGUUCUAGAAAAAAAUGUAGAAGCUCAUCCAGAUUGGCAGGAAACUAUUGAAGAUUUGCUGGUUUUAGCUCGGAGAUGUGCAAUGACAACUCCGGGGGAAUUUUGGCUUCAGUGUGAGGUCAUUGUUCAGGAACUGGAUGAUAGACGCCAGGAACUCCCCAUGGGUACGCUAAAGCAGCUGCACACUAGAAUGCUUUUUAUACUUACAAGGUGCACACGAUUGCUUCAGUUUCACAAAGAAAGUGGAUUUGCUGAGGACGAAUCUCUACUUCAGCUUCGUCAAUCAUUGCAGCCUGUUGAAAAACGAAGAGACGGGAAGAUGUCUGGUCCUUUGAAGUUCCCAAAGUUGCCUCCUACAAAAAAAUCUUACAGUCAGGAACAACAUGGCUCUGAAUGGAAGAAGAGAGAUCAAGCUGUACUGCCAGGUAACCUUCAGACCUCAGAAGCUGAAGCCGAAAAAAAAUUGGAUUCUCCGGGCAGUAGAAAUCGGAUGACAUCCUGGAAGAAAUUUCCAACUCCAACUGCAAAAAGUCCCAAAGAAGUUUCUCCAAUAAAGGUGGAGAACAUUGAUAGCAAUAUUGAAUCAAAACAAUCAAUGGAUGAAAGAGGACCGUCUGAUUUAGACAUAGCUACUGUCAAGCAUCCUGAUCUUUCUUCUGCUAGGGAUUCACAUGCACACUCUUCAGUUCCUUCCAAACACCACCGGAAAGUUUCCUGGGGUUACUGGGGUGAUCAACCAUGUGCUUCUGAUGAGAGUUCAAUAAUAUGUCGCAUUUGUGAGGAGGAGGUCCCUACAUUACAUGUAGAAGACCACUCCAGAAUUUGUGCAAUUGCCGAUCGUUGUGAUCAAAAGGGUCUGAGUGUUAAUGAACGCUUGAUAAGGGUUGCAGAUACUCUUGAGAAGCUCAUGGAGUCAUUUGCACAUAAGGACAUCCCACAUGCUGUUGGAAGCCCAGAUGGUGCAAAAGUAUCAAACUGUAGUGUAACUGAGGAAUCUGAACUUCUAUCUCCAAAACUUAGUGACUGGUCUUGCAGAGGUUCAGAGGAUAUGCUUGACUGUCUUCCUGAAGUGGAUAACUCUGUUUUCAUGGAUGAACUUAAAGGUUUACCUUCUAUGUCGUGUAAAACCCGGUUUGGAUCCAAGUCCGAUCAAGGAAUGACAACAUCAUCUGCUGGCAGCAUGACACCUAGGUCCCCCUUGCUGACACCAAAGACCAGCCCAAUUGACCUGCUAUUGACAGGAAAAGGUUGUUUCUCUGAGCAUGAUGAUCUCCCUCAGAUGAAUGAACUUGCCGAUAUUGCUCGAUGUGUGGCGAAUACGCCUAUAGAUGACGAACGCUCUUUGUCUUAUUUGCUUUCCUGCCUUGAAGAUUUAAAAGUUGUGACUGAACGCAGAAAGUUAGAUGCACUUACAGUGGAAACAUUUGGAACUCGCAUUGAAAAGCUGAUUCGGGAACAGUAUUUGCAGCUGUGUGAGCUAGUCGAUGAUGACAAAGUUGAUCUAACGAGCACUGUCAUUGAUGAAGAUGCUCCCUUGGAAGAUGAUGUUGUACGUAGCUUGAGAACCAGCCCAGUUCAUUCCAAAGAUCGUACGUCUAUUGAUGAUUUUGAGAUUAUCAAACCAAUUAGUCGUGGAGCAUUUGGUCGGGUUUUCUUGGCAAAAAAGAGAACAACUGGGGAUCUCUUUGCAAUUAAGGUCCUGAAGAAGGCAGAUAUGAUACGCAAGAAUGCCGUUGAGAGUAUUUUGGCAGAACGUGAUAUCUUAAUAUCCGUUCGCAAUCCCUUUGUGGUUCGCUUCUUCUAUUCAUUUACUUGCCGUGAAAACUUGUACCUUGUGAUGGAAUACUUGAAUGGUGGGGACCUAUAUUCAUUGUUGAGAAAUCUAGGCUGCUUAGAUGAAGAAGUUGUUCGUGUUUAUAUAGCUGAAGUUGUGCUUGCCCUGGAAUACUUGCACUCUCUGCAUGUGGUUCAUCGAGAUCUGAAGCCUGAUAAUUUGUUGAUUGCACAUGAUGGUCAUAUCAAGUUGACAGACUUUGGGCUUUCUAAAGUUGGUCUUAUCAAUAGCACAGAUGACUUAUCUGGUCCAGCUGUCAGUGGAACAUCCAUGAUGGAAGAUGAUGAUUCUCAGCUAUCUGCAUCUGAGCAUCAGCAGGAAAGGCGGAAGAAACGUUCUGCAGUAGGUACACCGGACUAUUUGGCGCCUGAGAUCCUUCUAGGAACAGGGCAUGGUUUCACGGCUGAUUGGUGGUCCGUGGGCAUUAUUCUCUUCGAGUUGAUUGUUGGCGUUCCUCCUUUUAAUGCAGAGCAUCCUCAGAAAAUAUUCGAUAAUAUUCUCAAUCGUAAGAUACCUUGGCCACUGGUUCCGGAGGAAAUGAGCGAUGAAGCACAAGAUCUGAUUGACCGAUUACUAACAGAAGAUCCUAAUAUGAGACUUGGAGCUGGAGGAGCAUCAGAGGUGAAGCUGCAUCCAUUUUUUAGAGAUAUUCACUGGGACACACUUGCUAGACAAAAGGCUGCAUUCGUGCCUGCAUCAGAAGGUGCUACGGAUACUAGUUACUUCACAAGUCGUUUCUCUUGGAAUCCUUCAGAUGAACAAGUAUAUGCAGCCAGUGAAUAUGAGGAUUCUAGUGAUGAUGGCAGUGUUAGUGGUAGUAGUAGCUGUCUAGAUAAUCGCCAAGAUGAACAGGGUGAUCAGUAUGCUGGUAUUGCAGAAUUUGAGUCAGGCUCUUCUGUCAACUAUCCUUUCAAUAACUUCUCAUUUAAGAAUCUGUCUCAGCUUGCAUCAAUCAACUAUGAUUUGCUUACGAAAGGUUGGAAAGAUGAUCACUCGUCAAAUCCCAAUGUAUAGCUCCAGGAACCGUGCCUAUGAGAAUAUUCAAACUUUUGUUUCUUUGCUGGUAGAAUCAAACAGAACACCUGCCAAUCAUCUCCCUGUCUUUACACCUUGUAAAUAUAUAGAAGCAGCUUAAAGAUCAUGAUCGCGACUAGUGGGGAUGUGAUGUGUUUUCAUGAUACAGAGAAAUCUCAUGCUGUGAGGUUGUGCUUUGAAUCGUUUUAUUUAGUGUGACAACCUUGUAUCUCUUUUUGUUCUCAUGCAUGGCCAUGAGAUGCCUUGUGGUUUUUGACUUCAGGCUUUUGAUUGUGUUUGUAAUUGUCCCCCACAGCAAUGAGAACACAUCUCCUGUUUUGAAAGGGAUUGGACUUGUUGCCUCAAAUUUUGGUGUUUACACUCUUUUCCAUUCCCUUAAUACUAGUGAGGAAAGUAAAGUGGUACUUUCAACCAUCA
Lycium barbarum (goji berry) is the source of this 4445-nucleotide messenger RNA. Its product is annotated as probable serine/threonine protein kinase IREH1. The coding region runs from base 255 to 4007 and encodes 1250 amino acids. The record is from RefSeq and is a predicted model, not a curated record. Lineage: Eukaryota; Viridiplantae; Streptophyta; Magnoliopsida; Solanales; Solanaceae. The transcript is spliced from 18 exons. Gene Ontology annotation, molecular function: ATP binding; protein serine/threonine kinase activity. Gene Ontology annotation, biological process: peptidyl-serine phosphorylation; intracellular signal transduction.